UGAGCUAACGGCUCGCUGAGCUCGCGCUGCCUCAGUCUCUGUGCGGUUGUUACGGAGAUACCUGAAGACUGCAGUACGUCCCGCCUGGCGGCCGAGUGAGCGAGUUCUUUGACCUUUUUCUGCUGGAAAAAAUGAAUCUCCGGAACCGCUUGUUCCCGCUGCAGUUCCUUUUCGGUUUCAGUAUUUUUCCAGUAUGUUGGAGUGCUCAGGGGAAGUAUGCGCACAAGCUGAUGAAGGACUUGUUUGCUAAUUACACCAGUGCACUGAGGCCGGUGGAAGACACGGACAACAUUAUUAAUGUCACCUUACAGAUCACUCUUUCCCAAAUCAUCGAUAUGGAUGAACGGAACCAGAUCCUCACCACGUACCUGUGGAUUCGUCAGGUCUGGUUUGAUGCAUACCUCACCUGGAAUAAGGCGGACUACGAUGGGCUUGAUACCAUCCGUAUACCUAGUAGUUAUGUAUGGAGACCAGAUAUAGUCCUAUAUAACAAUGCUGACGACCAGUUCUCCAGCUCCAUGGAGACCAACGUGGUGAUCAGCUAUGAUGGCCAUAUCACUUGGGAUCAGCCAGCCAUCACCAAGAGCUCCUGCAAGGUGGAUGUCUCCUUCUUCCCCUUUGAUGCCCAGCAGUGCCGCCUCACCUUCGGUUCCUGGACUCACAACGGGAACCAGAUGGACAUUCUCAAUGCUAUGGACAGUGCUGACCUGGCUGACUUUGUGGAGAAUGUUGAGUGGGAAGUUCUUGGAAUGCCGGCAAAGAAGAAUAUUAUACUGUAUGGUUGCUGCUCAGACCCAUAUCCAGAUAUCACCUACACGCUGCAGUUGAAGAGGAGAGCUUCUUUCUACAUAUUUAACCUCCUCAUUCCAUGUAUGAUGAUUUCCUUUCUGGCUCCCCUGGGCUUCUAUUUGCCAGCUGACUCGGGAGAAAAAGUGUCCCUUGGGGUUACAGUACUACUGGCCCUCACCGUCUUCCAGUUGUUAGUGGCAGAGAGCAUGCCACCCUCUGAAAACGUGCCACUUAUUGGCAAGUACUACAUAGCCACAAUGACCAUGAUCACAGCCUCCACAGCCCUGACUAUCUUCAUUAUGAACAUCCAUCACUGUGGUCCUGAGGCACGACCUGUGCCUGAGUGGGCCCGCCGCUUCAUACUACACUACUUGGCCCGAAUCUGCUUUGUGUAUGAAGUGGGUGAAAGCUGUCUGUCAGUCCAGACCGAGAAUACUGCCAAGAGAGGAGCCAGCUGGACCGUCAAUGGCCAGACCAGAGGGGAGGAACUGGCUUUGAAGACGAGAAAUGUCGUAGCCAGUGAGGCUAGUGAUUCUCAGAAGCUGAAGGACCACAAAGAAGAAGUGGAAGAUGACCUGAGUUCAACCCUGUCACCGGAAGUAAACGCAACAGCCUGCCCCAGUAGCUGGAAGGAUGGGGCUUUUGUGAACAUUGAUUAUGGAGAUGUGUCAGGAGCGGUAGGUGGGUAUGGAGGACGAAGAGGAACAGGUGGAGGGAGAGAGAGUGAAAGUGUUGGAGCUGUGGGAGGGAAGGACUCAGUAAAAAGGAAAGAGUUGCUGCUCAAGGGCCAGUGCAUAUGCCAUCACCAGUCUUUGCUGAGGAACAUUGAGUACAUUGCCAACUGUUAUCAUGACCAAAAGGCCACACAGAGACGGAGUGGGGAGUGGCGUAAAGUUGCUAAGGUGAUGGAUCGCUUCUUCAUGUGGAUCUUCUUCAUCAUGGUCUUCCUUAUGAGUUUGCUCAUCAUGGGAAAAGCUAUUUGAGAUCAGCCAUUCAGCUGCUAGAAGCCUUGUCAAGCAAAUGACUUUUCGGACACAUCACUAAAACUAGGUUUUGAAGGAGCUGCCAGGAACCACCGGCCUUUUUUAGUGAAUUUCAAGACUGAUCUGCUUGAAGAACUAUGAACAUUAUAGCUAUUUCGACUGACCAAGUGGAAUAUCUGCAAUGUUGUUUUCAAAGGUGCUCAAAGAAUUUUUAACGACCAUUAUUUGCUGAUUUUGUCAUUUAUUCUGUUUGUUGUCCCCAUAGCUAAUGUUCUUUUAUGUGGGCUAUGACUGUUAGAGCCCUACCUUUUUUUGUAAAGAUGCUGUGUUGGAGUGUAAAUGAGAUAAAGAGCACGGAAUGGAGCCAAACAUAGUGUUCCUGUUUUUGUAUUUUACAUUAUAAAAUGGAUAGUUUCAGUCCUAAAAUUGAUUGGCUGCACCGUUUGUUGUAAAAUACUUGAUACAUGCACACAUGUGACUGCCUCACAAUUUAAUCCUGUAUUAAUGCAACGUUAUGUUUCUUGCUUGGACCACUGAGCCUAUACAUACAUGGAACCAGGCAUCAGUGUGGAUAAGGUCCUGAAGCACUACUAAACAUACCCUACAUAAGAAUCUUGUUUAGUUUAAACUUAUUUUUUCACCAGCUAGAACUAGGCUGACCAGUUAUGCAAGUAGCAGGCUUGGAAGCACCUCAAUCAGUAUUAGGCUUUGAAUGGAAGUAUUUACUGAAGGAUUCACUGUGCGACUGCUACAUGCACACUAAACUAUGUUACUUGCAUGUCUUUAAAUGUCUAUGUUUUGAUAGAUCUGCCAUUGGUUGCAAUAAUUCCAGUGUGGGAAAAUCAAUGUGCGGUAUCUUUAGCUUGAUGCUUACAGUUAGCAUUAUUGUUAAGGUGGUAAUUUGAUAAGAAAAAGGUACUUUAUAAGAUGAAUGUUUCUGCACAGAACAUCAUGCUAUAUUAUGAUAUGUGCAUUGUUUCUAUAUUUCAUCAUAUUGUAUGGUGUCUCUGUUUUAUAAAAGCAAUAUGGCACUGAA
Molecule: messenger RNA, 2808 nt
Organism: Colossoma macropomum (tambaqui)
Lineage: Eukaryota; Metazoa; Chordata; Actinopteri; Characiformes; Serrasalmidae
Product: neuronal acetylcholine receptor subunit alpha-10
Exons: 5
Coding region: 132-1772 (546 amino acids)
Biological process (GO): signal transduction; chemical synaptic transmission; monoatomic ion transmembrane transport
Cellular component (GO): synapse; postsynaptic membrane; neuron projection
Molecular function (GO): transmembrane signaling receptor activity; acetylcholine-gated monoatomic cation-selective channel activity
Source: RefSeq, a predicted model, not a curated record